Bradysia coprophila is the source of this 2184-nucleotide messenger RNA. Its product is annotated as dopaminechrome tautomerase-like. Gene Ontology annotation, cellular component: extracellular region. The record is from RefSeq and is a predicted model, not a curated record. Lineage: Eukaryota; Metazoa; Arthropoda; Insecta; Diptera; Sciaridae.
GUGGUGUAUUGUGCGUUGUGUUUAACAAUUUUCCAUAUACCAGCCAAAUUUAAAUAUUAAAACUAAAAAAUAAAAUUGUAAUUUAACUUAACAGCCAUCGUUAUUGUUCUAAACAUACCAUAUAGUAACAUUAAAUGUGUGCUGUAUAUGUAUCGUCAUAUAACUCAUAUUAUAUAUUGUGUAUCAGUUCGUCUUUGCGAUAUUAUUCAUUUCACACCUGAAGAUUCAAGGCAAAGAUGAUUGUAUAAGGAGACGUUCGUGAAACAAUUGUAUGCUCAAUAAAUCAAAAAUCAGUCAUGAAUCCUGUGCUGAUAAUUUUGCAAGCCUUAAUUCUAACUUCAAAUGCACAACGAAGCUCUUUCCCACUACCAGACGUAACGCCUGCCGAGAGACAAUUUAAAGUUGUCUAUGAAUGGGACACCAUUGAAUUCGCAUAUGGCAGCGAUAUAGAGCGUGCAAAUGCAAUUUAUUCAAACUAUUACAUACCGCAGAACAAUAUCAUUUCGGAUAUUAAAGCGUUCGCUAAUCGCCUUUAUGUCACUCUACCGAGAAUGAGACCCGGAGUGCCGGCAACAUUGGGAUGGAUGAUUUCGCCAGGUGAUAAUGGACGAACUGAUCCUGAAAUUGAACCGUUCCCGUCGUGGGAAAUGAACGAGGUAGGAAAUUGCUCUGCGCUGCAAUUUGUGCAAGGCAUUGCGGUUGACACGGACGGUAUAAUGUGGGUAAUUGAUUCCGGAAGGGUUGAUACACUAUCUCAAGGAUCAACAAGACACUUGAAUUGCCAACCGAAACUAUUGUUGUUGGAUCUUAAGCGGAAUGGUUCCAUCAUUCAUCGAUAUCACUUCCCAGACGAUGUGGCAGCUCGAGGCAACAACUAUUUGAACAGAAUUGUUAUUGAUGACGCAUCUGGUGGAUUUGCUUACAUUACCGAUAACAGUGGUGCUGAUCCAGGAAUCGUUGUUUAUUCAAGACGUCUGAACCGAUCAUGGAAAGUUAGGGAAAACAACUCGAUGCGAGCCGCUCAAAAUGCUAGAGAAUUUUCGGUCAACGGAACAGAUCUCAAUUUUGCUAUUCAUAUUAAUGGUAUCGCUCUCGGUCCAUACUACAACCCUGACACAGGAACCAGUUCGUCCGCGACAGCUCCGUCGUACAAUGCUCUAAACGACAACUAUGAAAGAAAUGUCUAUUACUCUCCGUUAACCAGUUACCACCUGUACUCGAUACCAGCAUCAUUGCUCCGUGAUCCAGACUUUGCUCGGCGAUCAACGCCUCGCGAUGUUCUGCAGGCCGUUACAGACUUGGGAUUAAAAAUUUCACAAACCGAUGGAAUGAUUAUGGAUAAUCGAGGCAUAUUGUACUAUGGUUUGUUGAAGGAGCACGCCUUAGCUCAAUGGGAUUCGUACAAACCGUUCAGUUUAGACAAUCAGUUGAUCAUAGCUAAAGAUGACAACUACAUUCAGUGGACGGAUGGUAUGACCUUCGAUGAGGAAGGAUAUUUGUACAUUGUGGUGAAUCGUUUGCACAACUUUGUCGCCGGACUUUUGCGUCCGAAUGAUAUCAAUUUCAGAAUCCUGAGAGCAAAAACAGGAACGCUCAGCUAUGUGUAUACGAAUAGUUUCGGUGCACGUAAUCCGCUAAACGACAAUAUACUGAACAGGGGUAUAUUCAUAAACGAUGUACUGGAAAAUGGUUUGGGCAUAUCGUCAACACCGACAUUUAGUUCAUUGGAGGGUCGCAAUGGAUACGGUAGAAGUUCAGCGAGUGGAUUGUCUCUUUGUGGAAGUAUUACGCUUGGAUUGGCCGCUAUAGUUCUUCUGCAAUUUAAACACAUUUGAGGUUACUAUCGCGAAAUCUUAGUUGUAUGUAAAAUGCUGUCUUAUAACAUUUCCGCGUGCGUCUAUUUAUAUAGAGAAGGUGUGUGCUCGUACAGGCAUUUACUUUAAGUAAGUCAUAGUAUUCUUGUCUCAACAAUACGGAAUUCAACACAAUAAUGUAACUAUUAAGGUGAACAAUUUAAUCUCUACAUCAGACGACACACAAUGUUCUGUUCUAGCCUUCAUUUCCAUUUCUUGGAGUAUCUUAAAAGUGAUUGAAUUUGAGAUGUUUUGUAAAUAUUUUAAUGUUCGUUAAAUAUGACUAAGUUACCAAAAAUCGAAUAAAAUUUUCUAUAAACGAUUAUGAUAA